UUUGGCUCUUUUACUUUGCACACUGUCAAAUUAAAAGGUAUCGUUUUCGCCGUACCAUGGUUGGUUUGUAUACCAUCUACCUUUCUCCAUUUCUCAGUUUCUCACUUAUAUCAACAGUGCCGGGGUGGAGAGAGAAGAGAGAGAAUGACGGGGGUGGUGUCAACCGGUUUUUUUAGCUUAGAUUUGGUGUGAUGCAUUUGAAAAGUCAGGGUGGUGUGUGAAUAUGACCGAGAUAAUAUACUUAUGAGAGAAGUUUUUGUAUCUGUUGUUGUCCUUUUUUAUAUUUGUGUGAAAAGAUUCUCAAUCUUUGUUUUUUAUUCUUUUUUUCCUGAGGGACGUUUUGGCUUAGACUUCUUUGGAUUUUCUUCUUGCUGGGGUCUUUUUCAAAAUUCUCUAUACUGACAAAGAAUCGGUCAAGUGUGAAAUAUAGAAAAACAAGGGUUCUCCUUCUCAUGUCACUGUUUUGUGUUAUUUCUGCUGUUGGGGUUGCAGACAUGAUAUGCAGGUGUGAACCUUGGAUCAGAAAGGAAGGGGAUUUUUCUUUGUCUUCUUCCUCUUUCCAUCUGUUUUAGGAUAGCCUUUUGGCUUUCUGCUGGAGAGAGAAAGGGGUGUCGACAAGGAAACAACUUUUUGGCCUUGUCUACUUUUUCACAAAAAAAAAAAAAUUCAAUCUUGUCAGUGCUUAGCUCAAUCUGGUUUAAAGGUCAAAAAGUUAAGCGUAAUAAGGAGUCAAAAAACUGAAAAAGCUUCUUGACAAAAGUGAUAGUGACAAUUUCGGGUAUAAAAUAGAAACAAAAGGAGAGAAGAACAUGAGAGUCAGCGUGGGAGGGAUAGAAGCACAGAAUUUUUUGGGAGAUAAAAGGUAGAGGGUCAGUCCAAUUUUUUAAAACCUUUUGUGGGGAUUGAGCCUUGAGGGUAAGCAGUUGGGGUGCAAGAGUUGUUGUGACUGAUAAUUAUUUCUCAAUCCAUUUCCUCUUCAAUGCAAAAUUCAUCUUCCUUCUCCUACUCAAAUCAAAGGAAAAUGGAGGGCCCCAGUGAGAUGGGUCUCAUUGGGGAAAAUUUUGAUGCUGGUUUGAUGGGGAGGAUGAGGGAUGAUGAGUAUGAAAGCCGCUCUGGAAGUGAUAACUUCGAUGGUGUAUCUGGUGAUGAUCAAGACGGUGGUGAUGAUCAGCCACAGAGGAAGAAAAGAUACCACAGACAUACUCCUCACCAAAUUCAAGAGCUUGAGUCUUUCUUCAAGGAGUGUCCUCAUCCUGAUGAGAAGCAAAGGUUGGAUCUCAGUAAGAGGCUUGGGUUGGAGAAUAAGCAAGUCAAGUUCUGGUUUCAGAACCGACGAACCCAAAUGAAGACCCAACUGGAACGCCACGAGAACAUAAUGCUUAGGCAGGAGAAUGAUAAGCUCAGAGCUGAGAACAGUCUGAUGAAGGAAGCAAUGUCAAAUCCAGUGUGUAACAGCUGCGGUGGGCCAGCGAUUCCUGGCCAAAUUUCAUUUGAGGAGCACCAGAUUAGAAUUGAGAAUGCUCGACUAAAAGAUGAGUUGAACCGUAUAUGUGCCUUAGCAAACAAGUUCCUUGGCAAGCCAAUUUCAUCAAUGACCAGUCCCAUGGCUCUACCAACCUCAAAUUCUGGUCUGGAACUUGGUAUUGGAAGGAGUGGGCUUGGUGGUUCAAGCACUCUCGGCACUCCCUUACCAAUGGGACUUGACUUGGGAGAUGGAGUAUUGGGCACUCAAACUGCAAUGCCUGGGAUUAGACCAUCAUUGGGGUUGAUGGGAAACGAAGUUCAGCUUGAGAGAUCUAUGCUUAUAGAUCUUGCGUUGGCUGCUAUGGAGGAAUUGCUAAAGAUGACUCAGGCAGAGAGCCCUCUUUGGAUCAAGAGUUUGGAUGGUGAGAAGGAAGUGUUUAAUCAUGAGGAGUAUGCAAGGUCGUUUUCUCCUUGUAUUGGUCCAAAACCCAAUGGUUAUGUAACUGAAGCUACAAGAGAAACUGGGAUAGUAAUCAUCAACAGUUUAGCCCUUGUGGAGACUUUGAUGGACGCGAAUCGAUGGGCAGAGAUGUUUCCUUCUAUGAUUGCUAGAGCCAUCAACCUCGAUGUUAUAUCCAAUGGCAUGGGUGGAACAAGAAAUGGUGCUCUACAAGUGAUGCAUGCUGAGGUACAAUUGCUUUCACCACUAGUCCCCGUUCGCCAAGUGAGAUUCAUCCGGUUCUGUAAGCAACAUGCAGAAGGUGUAUGGGCUGUGGUUGAUGUUUCUAUUGAUGUUGGUCACGAUGCUGCUAAUGCACAGCCAUUCAUGAGCUGUAGGAGGCUUCCUUCUGGCUGUAUUGUGCAGGAUAUGCCCAAUGGUUACUCCAAGGUUACUUGGCUUGAGCAUUGGGAGUAUGAUGAGAGUGGUGUUCACCAACUUUAUCGCCCAUUGCUUAGUUCUGGUGUUGGAUUUGGUGCUCAUAGAUGGAUCGCCACUCUCCAGAGGCAGUGUGAAUGCUUGGCUAUCCUCAUGUCGUCUUCCAUUUCAAGUGAUGAUCACACAGCAUUGAGCCAAGCUGGUCGGAGGAGCAUGUUGAAAUUGGCACAACGCAUGACUAGUAACUUCUGUUCGGGGGUUUGUGCUUCGUCUGCUCGCAAGUGGGACAUGCUUCACAUUGGGACUCUUGGUGAUGACAUGAAGGUGAUGACUAGGAAAAACGUGGAUGACCCUGGUGAGCCUCCGGGGAUCGUACUCAGUGCUGCAACUUCUGUUUGGAUGCCAGUGUCACGGCAAAGGGUGUUUGAUUUUCUGCGUGAUGAACGGCUGAGAAGUGAGUGGGACAUCUUGUCCAAUGGUGGACCGAUGCAGGAGAUGGUACAUAUUGCCAAAGGACAAGGACAUGGAAACUGUGUUUCUCUUCUCCGUGCCAACGCUGUUAAUGCGAACGAUAGCAGCAUGCUGAUUCUGCAAGAGACAUGGAUGGACGCGUCGUGCUCGGUGGUGGUAUAUGCGCCAGUUGACGUGCAAUCACUGAACGUGGUAAUGAGUGGGGGAGAUUCUGCAUACGUUGCACUCUUGCCUUCAGGCUUCGCCAUUGUCCCCGAUGGUCACUGCAACAACAGCAGCAGCAGUUGCAAUGGGACAAUGCAGAAGGGUGGAGGAGGUGAAGAGAGCGGCGGAAGCCUUCUGACGGUGGGGUUCCAAAUUCUGGUGAACAGUCUCCCAACAGCAAAGCUGACAGUAGAGUCAGUGGACACUGUGAAUAACCUGAUUUCGUGCACCAUUCAGAAGAUCAAAGGUGCUCUGAGAGUUGCGUAAAGAUGAGAAGAGAAGAGAAACAUUUUGCGAAUGGAAGUUAAGUUACCUUUUACCUUAUUAUUUUUUUGUUCUGUGGAGAGGGAGGGGUUAUAUUAUUUAUAUUUAUAUUUGGUUGGGUGUAUAGGAUUUAAAUUAUAUAGAGUAGUAGUGGAAGAGGCUGAGGCAGAAAGGGUCGCGCAAGGAAGGUUUCGAGUCAAGAACGAACCGCCAUGGAGGAACUUCAUUCUGCUGCUUUUGCAUGCACUGCACUAACCGCUGUGCGUUUUCUGCUCAUAGUGGUUCGGGUAUUGACUCGUUGACCUGCGAGUUAGUCUCACCAUCUUCUUUCCAUAAAAAAAAAAAUAUAUCUGCGUGUUUCUAUUUUGUUAUUACCAGUGUCCUCCCAUAUACACUUGCAAAUUGCUGAACUAAUCUAUUUUACUUCGGAAUGCAUUUUCACAUUUUCAUA
This is a messenger RNA of Vigna radiata var. radiata (mung bean), 3731 nucleotides long. RefSeq names its product homeobox-leucine zipper protein ANTHOCYANINLESS 2. Gene Ontology annotation, molecular function: DNA binding; DNA-binding transcription factor activity, RNA polymerase II-specific; lipid binding. The coding region runs from base 980 to 3283 and encodes 767 amino acids. Gene Ontology annotation, biological process: regulation of DNA-templated transcription. The transcript has 9 exons. The record is from RefSeq and is a predicted model, not a curated record. Lineage: Eukaryota; Viridiplantae; Streptophyta; Magnoliopsida; Fabales; Fabaceae.